Molecule: messenger RNA, 3481 nt
Organism: Coregonus sp. 'balchen'
Lineage: Eukaryota; Metazoa; Chordata; Actinopteri; Salmoniformes; Salmonidae
Source: the annotation of a GenBank genome assembly
AUGGAUCUUUUCCACAGCUGGGGGGUGGAGGUGGCCAUCCAUCUGCAGACCCAGUAUGGGCAUUAUGAGGGCUGGUUUAGCCUCUACAGUGGCAGACCUGCAUACCACCUUCUUCUGUUUCUUCCCAGUCUGGUUCCAUCUGUGCAGGGACGUGGGGGUCAAGCUCAUCUGGGUGGCUGUCAUCGGGGACUGGCUCAACCUGGUCCGGAAGUGGUAAGGAACGGGUUAAAUCGGGUUUCUGUCAUUUUGUAAGUCAUGGAUUUUUACUACAAAUGUGGAAUAAGUACACAUAAAGAAGAACUUACCCUGUCUUGAACAUAAAUCCUAUAAAAUACACAUUUGUCAUAAAAAAAAAGUGUCAUUAUAUAAUCAUUACAAAGUUGUAACAUUUCAAGGAGUUGAAUGGCAGGGUUCUAUUUGGAGAGAGACCCUAUUGGUGGGUCCAUGAUACCCACUUCCAUGGGACAGAUCCAGCCCCUGCCUUAAAACAAUUCCCAAUCACCUGUGAAACUGGACCAGGUCGGCAAUGCCAUAGAUAGACCAAUGUGUGCCAGAGUAUAGCAAUGCGUAUCACUCAACACACCUCAAGAAAUAGCAGUAUUGGCAAGUGGACGCAUUAUUUUCUUAGUAAGUAAUAAAUUAAUGAUCAUAGGGCCAUAACAACCUUUGCACAUUAGUAUUGAUUCCCAUUCAGCAGGGUAAAUACAUAUAAAAUAAUCUUAUCUGGAAAGGAAUUCAGUUGGAAGUGUACAGUGAAUUCCGUUAAUUUUAUCUUCAGGGUGUGUGUCCACUGUCCAAAAAGGACAACAAAACAGGGGCGAGAAAGAGUUUGAAUGUGAUUAUGGGGCCAGUAGCCGAAAGGUCGUUGGUUCGAAUCCCUGAGCAGACUAGGUGAAAAAUCUGUUGAUGUGCCCUUGAUCAAGGCACUUAACCCUAAUUGCUCCUGUAAGUCGCUCUGGAUAAAAGUGUCUGCUAAAAGACUAAAAUGUACUAAUGUAAUUCUACAGAAAAUAGAUACUGAACAUAAAGACUUUGCCGGAGAUUCAUCAUAUCCCUGUUAGCCAGAACUGUAUGCGCUUUAGCCAACUCUUAUAUCUUAAAUGGUCCAUGAAGCCAAAGUGUGUUGUUCUACAUAGGAAGCUCUUCGGGUCAUGCCAUGUGCUCGGCUGGGGUACGUGAUGAUAACAGCUGUCCUUGGCAUUUUUCCUAUUUUGUUGCCUUACAACCUGGAAUUAAAAUGGAUUUUUGGGGGGUUUGUAUCAUUUGAUUUACACAACAUGCCUACCACUUUGAAGAUGCAAAAUAUUUUUUUAUUGUGAGACAAACAAGAAAUAAGACAAAAAAACUGAAAACUUGAGCGUGCAUAACUAUUCACCCCCUAUUCAAGGUGUAGAGCCACCUUUUGCAGCAAUUACAGCUGCAAGUCUCUUGGGGUAUGUCUAUCAGCUUGGUACAUCAUUCUUCAAGGCAAAACUGCUCCAGCUCCUUCAAGUUGGAUUGGUUCUGCUGGUGUACAGCAAUCUUUAAGUCAUACCACAGAUUCUCAAUUGGAUUGAGGUCUGGGCUUUGACUAGGCCAUUCCAAGACAUUUAAAUGUUUCCCCUUAAACCACUCGAGUGUUGCUUUAGCAGUAUGCUUAGGGUCAUUGUCCUGCUGGAAGGUGAACCUCCAUCCCAGUCUCAAAUCUCUGGGAAGACUGAAACAAGUUUCCCUCAAGAAUUUCCCUUUAUUUAGCGCCAUCCAGCAUUCCUUCAAUUCUGACCACUUUCCCAGUCCCUGCCGAUGAAAAACAUCCCCACAGCAUGAUGCUGCCACCACCAUGCUUCACUGUGGGGAUAGUGUUCUCAGGGUGAUGAGAGGUGUUGGGUUUGCGCCAGACAUAGCGUUUUCCUUAAUGGCCAAAAAGCUCAAUUUUAGUCUCAUCUGACCAGAGUACCUUCUUCCAUAUGUUUGGGGAAUAUCCCACAUGCCGCUUGGCAAACACCAAGCUUUUUUCUGGUGUUGCAGACUCUGGGCCUUUCAGAACAGGUGUAUAUAUACUGAGAUCAUGUGACAGAUCAUGUGACACUUAGGUUGCACACAGUUGGACUUUAUUUAACUAAUUAUGUGACUUUUGAAUGUAAUUGGUUGCACCAGAUCUUAUUUAGAGGCUUCAUAGCAAAGGGGGUGAAUACAUAUGCACGCACCACUUUUCCGUUAUUUAUUUAAUUUAAUUUUUUGAUACAAGUAAUUUUUUUCAUUUCACUUUGACUAUUUUGUGUAUGUACAUUACAUGAAAUCGAAAUAAAAAUCCAUUUAAAUUACAGGUUGUAAUGCAACAAAAUAGGAAAAACGCCAAGGGGGAUGAAUACUUUUGCAAGGCACUGUAGGUUCAAAGAGAAGCGGAAACAAUGGUGGUGUUACUGCAUAUACCUAUUCAAUGAUUUCAGUUGUACAUGAAGUGCCUAAGGGUUAAGGCAGGGGUGGGCAAACUACUGCCCGCGUGGCCACAUCUAGCCCGACAGCCGAUUUAAUGCGUCCCCGAAGGGAGCCACCAUACAGAUGUAGAUGUUUUUCUUUAUUAUUUUGGUUUUUAAAAACAUUCCGGGCCAUACUUGAACGUUUAAAACUAGAUAGAAAGUAUGUAAAAAUGAUCAUGGACCUUUAUAUUUGCAAAUAACUCCCCUUUGUUCUGGCCCUCAAAUAGAUUUUGACUAACAAAUCGGUAAAAAGAAAUGUGCGGUCUUUUUCAUCCCCAGGCUCUUGCAGGUGGGGCUGUGGAUGCUGCUGUGUACGGUGGAGCUGCUGGUGUGCAUGUCCAGAGUCUACAUGGCUGCCCACUUCCCCCACCAGGUCAUCAGUGGGGUCAUCACAGGUCAGAGAACCAGGACUCUAGAUUUCUAGAUUUCAAGAUGCAGGUCCUGCUGACCUGAACGCUGCUGUGCUGGCUUGGUUAUUUUCCUUUCAUGUUGUCAUCCUUUCCAGGAACUGUGGUGAAAUGCGCAACCAGGCCAGGCUUAGCAAGUAGUGUAGUAUAAAAGUUAUUGUAUCUUGUAUCAAUGUUCUUGUAGCUUGAUGACAAACUAUGGCAGGUAUCAUGGUGGCUGAGGUCUUCUCCAGAGUGCAGUGGAUCUACGGAGCCAGUCUGAAGAAGUACUUCUACACCACCAUCUUCCUGCUCUCCUUCGCUGUGGGCUUCUACGUGCUGCUGAAAGCUCUGGGCGUAGACCUGCUGUGGACCCUGGAGAAAGCCCAGAAGUGGUGUGUGAGGCCUGAGUGGGUCCACAUGGACUCCACUCCCUUCGCCAGCCUCCUGCGCAACAUGAGCACCCUGUUUGGCCUGGGCCUGGGCGUGCACUCACCCCUCUACACUGAAGGCAAGAAGAACAGCGGCACCCCCUUCAGGGCGGGAUGUAUCACUGUCUCCUUAUUGCUGCUACAGAUCCUGGAUGGCAAGACGUUCUCCUCCAGGAACCAGGCAAUGUUCUACGUGUUGUCCUUC